Trypanosoma conorhini is the source of this 2445-nucleotide messenger RNA. Its product is annotated as putative protein kinase. Bases 1 to 2445 code for a protein of 814 amino acids. Gene Ontology annotation, biological process: protein phosphorylation. The record is from RefSeq and is a predicted model, not a curated record. Gene Ontology annotation, cellular component: cytoplasm. Lineage: Eukaryota; Euglenozoa; Kinetoplastea; Trypanosomatida; Trypanosomatidae. Gene Ontology annotation, molecular function: ATP binding; protein serine/threonine kinase activity; protein binding. The transcript has a single exon.
AUGGGUGUUCGAGCUGCGGACGAUAAUGCGGGGCCUGACACCUUGUCGAACUCACAGAGCACUUUGGUUGAGCUUACUGGUGAGACUCACACGGCGACAACCGACCGGCCCUGGGGAUUUCUGCUUUCAGAUAAACAUCGCGUGCUGUGCCUCUCCAACAAGCGGCAGAUCACGUGUGGGAGGUCUCCGAAGUGUGACGUUGUCGUGAACGAUCCCCGCGUCAGUGCGCUCCACUUCACCAUCACUCUCCACGUCGAGGUGAGUGUGCCUUCGCCUGGCAGGGUAUGUCAGGAUUAUCACCCGGGCUUUUCAACCCGUCAAUGCACGCCUUCUGGAAUUGCAAUAACGACGGGGUCAACUUCAGUGGGUGCGCAUAACAAUUCCUGUCCCACUCGAGAGACGAGCGGUGGGGCGCAUCCCACGCGGAUGCCACGCCACUCUGUGCCAGAGGUGCGGAUCUAUCUAGAGGACCAUAGCGCCAACGGGACGUAUGUGAAUGACACCAAGGUGGGAAAAGGCCGACGCUGUCAGCUCCAAAGCGGAGAUGAUAUUGGUGUCGUGGCGUGCCAUUUCACCACAUUGGGUGAUGGCGGAGAGGCUGGCGAAGCUGGAAACACCACGGCCUCUUCGUCGCUGGUUGCUCUGGAUGCGCCCACCAUGUCGUCAACGCUGUCCCCAAGUACAUUGUAUGUUGAGAAAUUUUGCUUCCAUGCUUACCAGCUCUCCGACGAAGACGACGCGAACUUGGAGGCGGAAGAAUGGCAGAGUGCACAACUGGGAACAGGUGCCGGAAGAUGUCCGCGAUCGCUUAGGCAAUCCGUCAAGGCGCCGUCUAUUUCCCUUCGUUUACAAUGGGGCCAUCCUAUUGCGCAUGGUUCAAGCAGUGUGGUGUACGCCGGCAUGGAUGUGGACACUGGUAGAAGGUUGGCGUUGAAGGUACUCCAUGAUGAUGGUUUCUCACCCUCGACUAGCCCUUAUUCUUCGAAGGAUACGGAUGGAACCUCCUGGAAAUCGUUGCUGAGGCAAACAAAAGCCUCGUGUCAAGCACCUUCUAUAACGUGUGAUAAACGAACUCAAGAGAGCUGUCAUGGACGUUUUGCUUGGCCGGAAGAAUAUUUGCGCGAAUUCUACUUUCUUACGUACCUUGCCCACCAUCGCAUUGUGGAAUGCCUUGGAGUGAAAAAAGUCCAUCGUGGCAUAUGCAUUAUUUUGGAGCACGUUGCAGGUGGCACCUUGCAGGAGCUUAUCAAAAAAUUUGGGGCCUUUAACGAAAAUGUAAUACGCCUCUAUACACUCCAGGUACUGCAAGGUAUGGAGUACCUGCAAGGACGCAGUGUGGUUCAUGGGGAUCUUAAGAGUGCCAAUGUACUCGUGACGGAGAAGGGGGGCCUUAAGAUUACCGACUUUGGGACAAGUAGGUUUGUUCAAACGAUAUAUCUCGCGGAUGCGGAGCAGGGCAAACUUUCAAGUGGGGACUCUGGUCGUUUCAUUGAAGUUACUGAGAGGAAGCUUUGUGGGACACCCAUAUACAUGAGUCCAGAACUUAUUGCUACACAGGAGUCCACUUUCGCCUCAGACGUGUGGGCUUUGGGGUGCAUGGUGUACGAAAUGGCAAUGGGCGUCCCGCCAUGGGAAGAAUUGCAUGGCUUGCCCCCACACACCGUGGUAUGGCGAAUAGGUGGAGCCGAAAGGGGACCAAGUUUAGAGCGUCUGCGUCAGCGUGGGGCAAGUUCGGCUCUGCUCAAUCUUAUUGAGUGUGCCUUUCACCUAGACCCUGCCCAGCGUCUGUCGGUGACAGAGCUGCUGAAGCACCCUUUUAUUUUGGGGCAGGAGCAUGUUGUUCGUUCGCAGCCGCUCCCAACGCUUUCUCCCUCAUCGUUAGAGUGGAGUCCGCUGAUGAACUCUUCGCAGGUGCGGAUGCAGUUGCCAAAUGCUAUUUUGGGCACUUCCGUCGCUGGGGGAAAACUAAUGCACGCUGCUGAGGAGGCCAGGCAUGAUCAUGGAAUGGUGUUGGACGGCGACUCCGGUGGUACGCCGCAGCAGGAAUUGGUACAGAUGUCGCCGGAGUUGGGACCCGCAGCAGCGGCAGAAAUGGUGCCGGUUAAGCCUGUUCGUCGCACCUCACGCUCGAUGCAUUCCCCCGGAGCCGAGGGGCACCAUGCCUUCAUGUGCGAGUUGAGUUGCCAUAACAGGUUUGAAAGGUUGGAUUUUUUGGAAGCGAAAAAAAGAAAGAGUCCGUCGAACAGGGAUGCGGCAUCGUUGCGGUCCCUGCGGCGACGCCUAGAAGGCACACACCUCUCGCGGCGAAGAAGCGGCAGCCACAGCUCCACGGAAAACGUGGAUGCCGUCAGUCCGGGUGAUAACCGCCUCAGCACCCUUGCCGCCAGCGCAUCCCACGGCAUCACAGCGGAGUUUUCAGGGAUGACGGCGCUAUUUAAAGAGUAA